Molecule: messenger RNA, 321 nt
Organism: Durusdinium trenchii
Lineage: Eukaryota; Dinophyceae; Suessiales; Symbiodiniaceae
Source: the annotation of a GenBank genome assembly
AUGCCGGUCCUGAGCUGGUGCGGACAGAAUGAUGACUGGGUCUACAAGCACUUCGCCUCGCGCUAUGAGGAGCGGCCAACGGCACCGGAGAAUGCUGCGGUGAUUUUGUCGUGCAACCUCCAUUGCAAAGAGGUGCCGUCGUUGGAGCUGACCGCAUCCGGUGAGGUCCUUGAGCCGAACUUGGAGCAGCAAAGGUGGCGGUCUCGGGUGUUGCGGCAGCUCCUGGCGUACUCACCUGACAUUCUUUGCCUGCAGCAUGUGGAGGCUGAGUUGACAUCAUCAGUUUGCAGCUUGGAGAGGAACGGAGGUCAAGCAUCCUAA